AUGCAUAAUUCUGAAAUUGAUGAUGAUUUGAAAAAUUUAUUGAUCGAAAAUGAGUAUCAGCUGUCUUGGAUUUCUUAUGAUGAAUUCAAAGAUAUUGAUGAGAUAGGUAAAGGCGGAUUUGCAACUGUAUAUUAUGCUAGAUGGUAUGAUAAAAGUCAAAAUUUAAAUAGAGCUGUUGCGCUUAAAUUACUUCAUAAUUCGAAUAAUUAUUAUGAAGAAUUUAUAAAAGAGUUAAAAGCAUACUGUGAUAUCGGCCUUAAAGAUCCAACUUUUUUAAAAUGUUUUGGUAUAUCAAAAGAUAAAGUUUCUAAAGACUAUAUCCUUGUAAUGAUGUACGCUCCAAAAGGUAAUUUGCGCAAAAAUCUGCAAAUUAUAGCACAG
Messenger RNA from Ambispora leptoticha, 381 nucleotides. NCBI's taxonomy places the organism in Eukaryota, Fungi, Glomeromycota, Glomeromycetes, Archaeosporales, Ambisporaceae. The record is from the annotation of a GenBank genome assembly.